AUGGAUAGAAAUCAUAAACCGUUGAGAAUAAAUCUUCUAAAAGCUGGGUGCCUCCAAGCUAGUGCUGGAGAGCAAGUGUUCCAGACAGAUGUCCAUUCCGCUGGCCAUGAUGGACUAAACCUGCCAGCCCUGGUAUACUGCCCCCAGGACAGCCCUCGAAAGGCUGGGACCCUCCAAGCUAGUGCUGGAGAGAAAGUGUUCCAGACAGAUGUCCAUUCCGCUGGCCAUGAUGGACUAAGCCUGCCAGCCCUGGUAGACUGCCCCCUAGACAGCCCUCGAAAGGCUGGGACCCUCCAAGCUAGUGCUGGAGAGCAAGUGUUCCAGACAGAUGUCCAUUCCGCUGGCCAUGAUGGACUAAGCCUGCCAGCCCUGGUAUACUGCCCCCAGGACAGGCCUCGAAAGAACCUUGUGCCGAAGCCCCCGCAAAGCCCCAGGCCCAGCCGAGAGGCCAAUAUAGCAAAGGCAGAAAAGAAGGCCAGGGAGUCUAUCAAGGCUAGAAGGGCUAGGGAGGCUAAGGCAGGGGUGAAAAAACUAAGCCGCCAAGUAGUUGGUGUGUCGGGACUGCCUCAAACUCUUCUAUCUCGAACAACCAGAUACAGUGUCCUGCCAGCUAUCAAGAAGGGCACUAAAGUUACUAAAAUGGAGACAACAGAACCCCUAUGUCCCUUGACACCUGAUGGGGAGAUAAUGAUGACAACCACCCAUGCAGCACGGGCAGCUCCUUCCCAGACCCUGGAAGAAGAGGUGGGGGGAGCUGAGGUCUCCGAGAUGAGUGACAGCUCCCUGAUGCUUACCAAGAACAGGCAGGACUCCCUGGAGAAGAUUCCCUCCCUCCUACCAGGCAAGGAGGACAUCCUCCUUCGCAGCACUCCCUGUGCCACCGUCAUGAGCCCCCAGACUCUGAAGUUUAUUCUCCAUGGCAUCAUGUGCCGACUGGAGGCCUCAGAGUCCCCCCAGACAAGGAGGACCAAUGACCCCUUCAGGCUGAUGAAGGAUCUCUUUGUGGAGGUCCAGCAUGCCCUGAAGAAUGCUGACAUCUCUGUCGUCUUUGGCCUGGAGGAGAGCAUCCAAUUCAGUGGGGAGGAUGCGGUGAAGGCCAUCGUGAAGACUGCGGCUAAAAGAUUGUCCCUGCGUUCAGACUCCAACCGGGCUCAACUGCGUGCCGCACGCUCUGGUAGCGAGGGAGCCAUCGGGUGCAUGGCGGACACCAUCACACAAGUCAUAGAUGACUAUUCCGAGAACUGGAGUUCCGACGGCCAUUUUGGAGCCAGGAGGAGCCGUGCUAGUGGGAGAUCACACUCCUCAACCUCCUCAAGGAGUGACGUCACCCUCACCGAGGAGCUCCUGGCUUGGAGGGAAACCCUAGAAGAGGACCUAGAGGAGAUGGCUGAUGACAGCACUGGUUUGGAAAAGACCAGUGUAAGCUCAGCCAUCUCUGAGAAGUCCCAGGUAAUUAGAUACCUUUCUGAAAGCACCAAGCCCAUCAGCAGCGCCCUCUCCACAGACCUCAAGGACAUCACCUCCACACAGGUGAGACAGCCAAGAACCAGUAGAUCGUUUAGUUAUUUGGGCUGUUUGAUUGUGAGGCAUCGACUCAUUUCUGUUUCUCUCUCUACUAAGAAGAAAGAGAAGGAAGAGGCUAUGAAGAAAGAAGUGAGGAAGUCAGGAAAGAAGAAGCGAGGAAAUAACAAGGACCAGAAGAAGAACAAGGUGUCUCCUCUUGGCAAUGAUAGUAUUGUAGCUGCAGAUGAGCCUAAGAAAAAACAGGCUCUCCUCCCGCGGAUCACAGCCGCCCUGGCAAAAGUAUUUUGCUUCCCCUGCAAAAACAAAAUGCAAAAAGUAACUGUGCAGAAGACGAGUUUGGGAUAAUCCUGCUGCCACCUCCCCCAACCCAUUUUUUAAAAAAAACUCUCAAAGCCAACAGAAGAGGGAGGGAGACAACACCCCCUACUCACAACUCAUUUUAUUACACCCCAUUUAAUUCAAUAAACACAACU
This is a messenger RNA of Salvelinus fontinalis (brook trout), 1997 nucleotides long. RefSeq lists its product as uncharacterized. The record is from RefSeq and is a predicted model, not a curated record. Bases 1 to 1869 code for a protein of 622 amino acids. NCBI's taxonomy places the organism in Eukaryota, Metazoa, Chordata, Actinopteri, Salmoniformes, Salmonidae. The transcript has 8 exons.